Messenger RNA from Zingiber officinale, 2461 nucleotides. RefSeq names its product TOM1-like protein 9. Lineage: Eukaryota; Viridiplantae; Streptophyta; Magnoliopsida; Zingiberales; Zingiberaceae. Bases 198 to 2273 code for a protein of 691 amino acids. Gene Ontology annotation, biological process: protein transport to vacuole involved in ubiquitin-dependent protein catabolic process via the multivesicular body sorting pathway. The record is from RefSeq and is a predicted model, not a curated record. Gene Ontology annotation, molecular function: ubiquitin binding; phosphatidylinositol binding. The transcript is spliced from 10 exons.
GAUAUUUUAAAGAACGGCAAAAUAAAGAGACACCGCCGACUCUUGCCUUAGAUAAGGGAAAGCGAAUCCGAGCUGCUCGCACACGCCCCCUUCUUCGUCAUCUCGAUCCCCGUCCGCCUCUCGCGUUGAAUCGCUUCCGCCCUCAUCCUUCUUGCUUAGGUCCGGCCAAUCGUUUGGGUCUUGGAGGAGCUGCGGCGAUGGCCGGCGCGCUGGUGGAUCGAGCCACGAGUGACGCGCUCAUCGGUCCGGAUUGGUCGAUGAACCUUGAGAUCUGCGAUGUCCUCAAUCACGACCCCGGACAAGUUAAAGAUAUUGUAAAGAUACUCAAGAAACGUAUUGCACAUAAAAAUUCCAAGGUCCAACUUCUUGCACUAACGCUUUUAGAAACAAUUGUUAAAAAUUGUGGGGACAUAGUGCACAUGCAUGUUGCUGAGAAAGAUAUAUUGCAUGAGAUGGUCAAGAUUUUCAAAAAGAAGCAGUCCGAUUUCCAUGUUAAGGAAAAGAUACUCAUAUUAAUAGAUACAUGGCAAGAAGCUUUCGGUGGUCCUCGGGCAAGAUAUCCACAAUAUUUUGCUGCCUAUCAGGAACUGUUGAGAGCUGGAGCUGUUUUCCCUCCAAGAACGGAUACAUCUCCACCUAUCUUUACUCCUCUACAGACACAACCUCUGCAAACUUAUCCUCCAUCAAUGCGAACCCCUGGUUAUCAAACUGAACCACCUGAGUCUUCAGUUGCAUCUGAAUUUCCUGCUUUGAGCCUCACUGAAAUUCAGAAUGCUGGUGGUAUCGUAGAUGUUCUUGCUGAGAUGUUAAAUGCUUUAGAUCCUAGAAACAAAGAGGGGCUUAAACAAGAGGUAAUUAUUGACCUUGUCAGCCAAUGUCGUACUUACCGACAGAGAGUCGUCCAUCUUGUUAACACAACAUCAGAUGAGGAGCUACUAAGCCAAGGACUUGCUUUGAAUGAUAAUUUACAGAAAGUACUAGCAAAGCAUGAUGCUAUAGCUGCUGGAAUUGCAGUUCCUGUUGAGAAGCAGCAAAAACCUCUCCAGGCACUUGUAAAUGUUAAUGAUUCUUCAUCUAGCAAAGAUUCAGAGCAAAGAAAUAGGUUGUCAAUUACAACCACAAGUGCAAAUAAUCAACCGCCUGUACAGAAAUUAUUGCCGCCAUCACCACCUCAAUCUGAUAGUUCAAAAUCUUCUUCAGUUAAAAUAGAUCCAAAUAUGGACCUUCUUAGUGGCGAUGACUUUAACAAACCUGCAACGGAUGAUCUGCUAGCUCUAGUUCCUGUCACCCAACCAGCUAGAAAUUCUGCUUCAGACCAGAACAUCUUAGCUCUUGCAGACAUGUUUCCUCCAACUAACUAUAACAGUAGCACAUCUCCUGCAAACAUAUUUGAUUCAAAUUCUGCAUUUUCACCACAACAGAGAUAUCCUGGUGUUUCCAACCUUCAGCUGCAAACAUCACAAUCACAUUCUGUGCCCUUUGGUAAUGGAAGCAUUCCAAACUUAACAGCAUCCCAAUUUGAGCACAGUCAUGCCAAUGGAGUACAGCUAAACCAGGCAACAAAUGCAUGGAAUGGUCAACUUGUUCCGGCACACAACCCACAACAGCAACCAAUGGGCUAUGGCGCAAGUGAGCAAGAUGGGGCUUUACCCCCGCCGCCAUGGGAAGCACAACCAUUACAGAAUGAAAUAACUGCUUUGCAGCAUCAACCACUCCACGCUGGGCAACUUGGAGCCAUAACUCAACCCAUGCCAGGUGGACAGCUGGGCGCCAUGCCGCCACAGUCUAUUCCAGGAAGUCAGCAGGGGGGAAUGCAUCCACAGCAUACAUCAGUCACCCAGCUUACAGGUGGUUUACAACCACAAUUUGGACCAAGCAGUCAGUUUCCAGGCAUGUAUUCUCCAAUGCAGAACAGCCAGGUGAUGCCUAUUUAUCCACAACAAAUGUUUGGAGGUUAUGUAGGUAUGGUUCAACAGACAACGCAAGGCUUUCACCCAACAGGAUAUGGACUUGGCCAGCAAUUUGAUUCUCAGUACUAUAAUCCAUCUAGAUCUUAUUCCGGAGCAAAUGAGCUCUCACAGAGAAUGUAUGGGCUCUCUGUGCAAGAUAAUAACUCUUUUUCAAGCAUGACUUCUUCCUACCAGAUGCCUACAUCCUCCCCCUCAUAUGUGCACCAAUCAAACAAACCAUCGAAGCUCGACAAUAAUCUUUUCAGUGAUCUUGUUAGUAUGGCUAAAACAAAGCCAACUAAACCUACUGGUAGCAAAAGUUGAUGGCUUGUGAAACAUAUGGAGUUUUUUUUUUUUUGACGUUUUUGGUAGUGAUGCCUUUCUUACAUUGUAUUUUCUCCUGCCUCCACAUUUGUAAGAUGUCCUUUGCUAUGAAUGAUAUAUAUUUGUAUCUUCAUGGGGAGAAGAGUCGAGGUUGAUUAGAAAGAUUUUUAAAGUUAUAUUUGCUUUCA